This is a messenger RNA of Hydra vulgaris (swiftwater hydra), 720 nucleotides long. The record is from RefSeq and is a predicted model, not a curated record. NCBI's taxonomy places the organism in Eukaryota, Metazoa, Cnidaria, Hydrozoa, Anthoathecata, Hydridae.
UCUUUUUUUCAUGUAAGAACAAAAUUGAAGUACUAGCACCAGCCGGAUUACUAUCACAAGAAGUCUUACCAAAUAAAACAGCUUUGAUUCGAAGGAAAAAUUUGGAUGAGUUGUUAAAACUAGAUAUUCUUAUAUGCUGUGUUGUUGCAAAACAUCAUUGGACGCUUACAAUAAUCAAACCAAAGGAAAAGAGCUUUUAUUACAUCAACCCUCUAGGCGAAAUCUUAUCUUCAAUAAAAAAAGAAGAAAUAAAAUGGAAUAACUAUUUGAAACAAAGGUAUGGAAUUUCAGAAACAUUUAAAAUAAUGACAUUGCCACAUGCACUGCAAAGAGACAGCAUAUCGUGUGGAGUCUUUUGUCUUAAAUUUGCUGAAAACUUUAUGAAUGGAGAAGAGUUGGCAAUGUCCUUUCCAUUAGAAGAAGUAGUUCAAUAUCGAAACAAGGUGGUGCACUAUCUUAUAGAUAGAGGAGGUCUACAUAAUUGGAAAGAUGUUUUGUGUCGCAUAUGUAGUAAUGCAAAACGACCGAAAAAAUAUAAAAAGCAAAUAAUAAAUAAAUGGAUUAAGUGUGAUAAAUGCUUACCAAGUCGAUGGUAUCACAUGGACUGCAUUCCAAAUGUAACAGAAAGCAGCAAAUCAUUUACCUGCACAAACCUUUCUCAAAACAAUCAAUUAAAUUAAAUAAUAACAGUUAAAAUAAAGAUCCAUAAUUAAAACAUUA